GUUGUUCAAUCUUUACCCCGAUGGCUCCUGUAGGACUAGUUCGCGGGGAUGGUUCGGUCUAUCCCAGAAAACCGCAGCUCAGCCACUAAUUGCCGGCAUUGACCCUGGAAUCGAUGAUUCUUUCAAUUGUUAUCUUGAUCUUAGAAGCAUUCCGCAACAGAGAUCGCCAAUAGGCCUAAACGGAACCCUGGAAUUCAAGUAUCGCAACAAAGCAAUGUGUUCAGUCACUCUCUAAGGAGGAGAGAAGAGUCAACAAUGCGCGGCGCAACAUGAAAGUCCCGGCAGUACAGUCGAAGCCCCAACAAAGAAUACAUGUAGUGAACAAUAUAUGAAGUUUACAGGGGUACAGCAUGGACAGAAGCUUUAUCUUACACCACGAACGCGGUCGAUGCCGGUAUGUUGAACAAAGGGUUUCUUAAAAGCACGUGAGACCGCUUUCACAAAGCUUACCAAUCUAAGGUAUAUUGUACUGCAACCCUAGUCUUGUCUCUUUAUUUUACGGUGGAAGCUAUGUGUUGAGGUUCUCUUUCAGGUGCGAAGAACGAAACAUACCGUUUACUAUGGCAUUCAAAAUUUUGAUCGAUGAUUCCCUGAAUGUCUCGGUCAGUUCCGGGAAAUUUGGGACUGGUGAGAUAUAAAUAGGAGAAAAGAAGUGCGUCAGGCGAACUUGCUUCCACAUCAGGCAAAGUUUCAGGAUCUUUCCAUCUCCCUGUGUCGAUGUCUGGGUCUAUUUAUCUGAGAGGACUAUAUUUCCAAUCCACACCAGUCCUACAACACCCAACAACAGAAGUCCAACACCACAGCACGACAACAAAAUGGGAGCUCCACCAAGUACGACAGUUGAACCCAUCAUGUCGGGAUUUGCGCACAUCACAGAGGAGUCUAUUCGAGAAAGCUCCUAUGUGUUUAUUGACACAAGCGCUGGCAUAGCCAAUUUGAUUGAUUACUUAGAUGGCUUGCCUGUAAGACCUCCAUCCUUGUAUGUAGACCUUGAAGGGGUCAACCUCUCACGAAAUGGGACAAUUUCAAUCAUCCAGAUCUAUGUUUUGCCCCUCGACAUGACAUACUUGAUAGAUGUUCGCACGCUGCAAGAGGAAACAUUCUCGCAGCCGUCCGCUAUGGGCCGCACCCUGAAAGACAUCUUCGAAUCACCCUCUACUCCUAAAGUAUUCUUCGACGUCCGCAGUGACUCUGAUGCACUCUACAGUCAUUUUGGCAUAAGCCUUGGGGGUGUGCAGGAUGUCCAGUUGAUGGAGCUUGCAACCCGCAACUUUCCGAAAGAUCUAGUUCACGGGCUUGGAACAUGCAUCGAGCGAGAUUUAUCAAUGUCAUCAUCUGAACAACAAUCUUGGAAGAUAAGGAAGGAGAACGGCCGUAAACUAUUCGCUCCGGGCCAGGGAGGCAGCUAUGAGAUUUGGAAUACUCGCCCACUUCCUGCUGACAUCAUGCAGUAUUGCGUCCAGGACGUGAAGAUCUUGCCCCGCCUGUGGCAGAAUUACAAACGGUCAAUGUCCUAUCGCUGGUCAGUGUUGGUCGAGAAUGAGGUCAAAAACAGAAUCAUCGAUUCUCAUUCCCCAGAUUACAUUGAAAAGGGGAGGUUACGAACUUUGGCACCUCGUGGCUGGGAAGACAUCCACUUUCGUUAAAAUAGAACUAGAUGGGCAUAUACAUGGAAACUGCUAUACUGAAUGCAUGAUUAAAGGUUAAAUCUGCAACAUUUUCCAAUAACAUCGUAAGCAUACUCAAAUGGUCGAAGAGCACAAUAUAAUACCUGCUCUACCUAUUAUGCAAGACAGUUCGCGCAUAGACUAAGAGCGACCUUGAUAAAGGUCAUGCCAAUGUCAU
Molecule: messenger RNA, 1845 nt
Organism: Aspergillus melleus
Lineage: Eukaryota; Fungi; Ascomycota; Eurotiomycetes; Eurotiales; Aspergillaceae
Exons: 1
Coding region: 816-1646 (276 amino acids)
Biological process (GO): nucleobase-containing compound metabolic process
Molecular function (GO): 3'-5' exonuclease activity; nucleic acid binding
Source: RefSeq, a predicted model, not a curated record